This is a messenger RNA of Cetraspora pellucida, 243 nucleotides long. The record is from the annotation of a GenBank genome assembly. NCBI's taxonomy places the organism in Eukaryota, Fungi, Glomeromycota, Glomeromycetes, Diversisporales, Gigasporaceae.
AUGUCUCGUUCAGAUGGCUCUGAAUGGUUAGAUAAUGAACUAGAAAAUGGAAAUAUAACCUUCUAUAAAUUUUCAUUGUUUAAGAACAUUAAACUUAUUGGACAAGGAGGAUUUGGAUUUGUUAGUUCGGCUGACUACGAUGAGGAAAAUGUAGCAUUGAAAAAACUUAAAUCUGAAGAAGCGGCCAAAGAAACUACUAAAGAAGCGACUAAAAAAUUUGUUAACGAAGUAAUAUAUUAUUAG